GAACAACUGAUGGUGCUACUUUGAACUGCUUCUCUUUUCUCCUUUUUGCACAAAGAGUCUCAUGUCUGAUCGUUAGACAUGAUGAGCUUUGUGCAAAAGGGGACCUGGCUGCUUCUUGCUCUGCUUCACCCCACUGUUCUUUUGGCACAACAGACCCAAGAUGUCAUAACCGGAGGAUGCUCCCAUCUCGGUCAGAACUACGUGGAAAGAGAUGUCUGGAAACCAGAGCCGUGUCAAAUAUGCGUCUGUGACUCAGGGGCUGUUCUCUGUGAUGAGAUCAUCUGUGAUGACGAAGAACUAGACUGUCCGAACCCUGAGAUCCCAUUUGGAGAAUGUUGUGCAGUUUGCCCGCAGCCUCCGGUAUCUCCUACUUAUACACCUAAUGGCAUUGGACCUCAAGGCCCUAAGGGAGAUCCAGGUCCUCCUGGUAUUCCUGGGAGAAAUGGCGACCCUGGUAUUCCUGGACAACCAGGUUCUCCUGGUCCACCCGGUGCUCCUGGAAUCUGCCAAUCAUGUCCUGACGGUGGUCAGAACUAUUCUCCCCAGUUUGAUUCAUAUGAUGUCAAGGCUGGAGGCGGAGGCGGAGGAGGAGGAGGAGUCUAUUCUGGGCCACCUGGUCCCCCAGGCCCCCCUGGUCUCCCUGGGACAUCAGGCCAUCCUGGCUCUCCCGGUUCCCCAGGAUACCAAGGUCCCCCUGGUGAAAUGGGACAAGCUGGUCCUGCUGGUCCUCCCGGACCUCCUGGUAGUGUUGGUCUACCUGGUCCUCCUGGAAAAGAUGGGGAAUCUGGAAGACCCGGAAGAUCUGGAGAGCGAGGAUUGCCUGGGCCGCCAGGUAUCAAAGGUCCUGCUGGCAUGCCUGGCUUCCCCGGUGUAAAAGGACAUAGAGGCUUUGAUGGGCGAAAUGGAGAAAAGGGUGAAACUGGUGCUCCUGGAUUAAAGGGUGAAAAUGGUCUUCCUGGUGAAAAUGGAUCUCCUGGACCAAUGGGUCCCAGAGGGAGUCCUGGUGAAAGGGGACGGCCUGGGCUUCCUGGAGCUGCUGGGUCUCGAGGCAAUGACGGUGCUCGAGGUGGUGAUGGUCAACCAGGCCCCCCUGGUCCUCCAGGAACGGCGGGAUUCCCUGGUUCCCCUGGUGCUAAGGGUGAAGUUGGACCUGCUGGAUCUCCUGGUUCGAAUGGUUCCCCUGGACAACGAGGAGAACCUGGACCUCAGGGACAUGCUGGUGCUCAAGGUCCUCCGGGCCCCCCUGGGACCAACGGGAGUCCUGGCGGUAAAGGGGAAAUGGGUCCUGCUGGCAUUCCUGGGGCUCCAGGAUUAAUGGGAGCUCGAGGCCCUCCGGGACCAGCUGGUACUAACGGCAUUCCUGGACUUCGGGGUGGUCCAGGCGAAGCGGGUAAAAAUGGUGCCAAAGGAGAACCGGGACAACGUGGUGAACGGGGUGAAGCUGGUUCUCCAGGUAUUCCAGGGCCUAAGGGUGAAGAUGGCAAAGACGGGUCUCCCGGAGAACCUGGUGCAAAUGGACUCCCAGGAAAUGUGGGAGAAAGGGGUGCCCCUGGAUUCCGAGGACCUGCUGGUGCCAAUGGUCUUCCAGGAGAAAAGGGUCCCGCUGGGGAACGUGGUGGUCCAGGCCCUGCGGGAGCCAGAGGAAGUCCUGGGGAACCCGGCCGGGACGGUCUCCCUGGAGGUCCAGGAAUGAGGGGUAUGCCCGGAAGUCCAGGAGGCCCAGGCAGUGAUGGGAAACCAGGCCCUCCGGGAAGUCAAGGAGAAAGUGGUCGACCAGGUCCUCCUGGCCCCUCUGGUCCCCGAGGUCAGCCUGGUGUGAUGGGUUUCCCAGGUCCUAAAGGAAACGAUGGUGCUCCUGGCAAGAAUGGUGAACGGGGUGGCCCUGGAGGACCUGGACCUCAGGGCCCUGCAGGAAAGAAUGGCGAAACUGGACCUCAGGGGCCCCCAGGACCUACCGGAGCAUCUGGCGACAAGGGAGAAGCAGGAUCCCCGGGCCCACCUGGACUACAGGGCUUGCCUGGUCCUGGAGGUCCUCCUGGAGAAAACGGAAAACCUGGUGAAGCCGGUCCAAAGGGUGAUGUAGGUGCACCUGGAACACCAGGAGGCAAGGGUGAUUCUGGUGCCCCUGGGGAACGUGGAGCUCCUGGACAACCAGGGACCCCAGGAGUUAGAGGUGGAGCUGGCCCCCCCGGUCCUGAAGGAGGAAAGGGUCCUGCCGGUCCUGCUGGGCCACCCGGUCCUGCUGGUUCUCCUGGGCUUCAAGGGAUGCCUGGCGAGAGAGGAGGCCCUGGAGGUGCAGGCCCAAAGGGUGACAAGGGUGAAACAGGCAGCUCGGGUAUCGAUGGCGCUCCAGGAAAAGAUGGUCCAAGGGGCCCAGUUGGUCCCAUUGGCCCCCCUGGUCCCCCCGGGCAGAAUGGAGAUAAGGGUGAAGGUGGUGCCCCUGGACUUCCAGGUCCAACCGGCCCUCGCGGUGGCCCUGGUGAGAGAGGUGAACAUGGGCCUCCAGGACCUGCUGGCUUCCCUGGUGCUCCUGGGCAGAACGGCGAGCCUGGUUCUAAGGGAGAAAGAGGUGCUCCUGGUGAAAAAGGAGAAGGAGGCCCCCCUGGACUCGCAGGACCCCCUGGAGGUUCCGGGCCUGCCGGUCCACCUGGCCCUCAAGGUAGCAAAGGGGAACGUGGUAGUCCUGGUGGUCCUGGUGCUGCGGGCUUCCCUGGUGCUCGUGGUCCUCCCGGGCCUGCUGGUAAUAGUGGUAAUCCAGGUCCUCCUGGCAACAGUGGUGCUCCAGGCAAGGAUGGCCCCCCAGGUCCCCCUGGUAGCAAUGGUUCUCCUGGUAAUCCCGGAAUAUCUGGACCAAAAGGUGAUGCUGGCCCACCAGGUGAGAAAGGACAACCUGGCAACACAGGUCCUCCGGGAACGCCAGGUCCAAGUGGACUUACAGGGAUUGCCGGAGCACGGGGUCUUGCAGGGCCACCAGGCAUGCCAGGUGGUAGGGGAAGUCCUGGCCCACAAGGUAUCAAGGGUGAAAAUGGGAAACCAGGGCCUAGUGGUCAAAACGGAGAGCGUGGUCCGCCUGGCCCCCAGGGCCUUCCUGGACUGGCUGGUACAUCGGGUGAACCUGGAAGAGAUGGAAACCCUGGAUCAGAUGGUCUUCCAGGUCGAGACGGAUCUCCUGGUUCCAAGGGUGAUCGUGGUGAAAAUGGUUCUCCUGGUGUCCCUGGUUCUCCUGGCCAUCCAGGCCCACCUGGUCCCGUUGGUCCAGCUGGAAAGAGUGGUGAUAGAGGAGAGAAUGGUCCUGCUGGUCCAGCCGGUGCUCCAGGUCCUGCUGGUGCCCGUGGCCCCGCUGGUCCUCAGGGUCCACGUGGGGACAAAGGGGAAGCAGGUGAACGUGGCUCCAAUGGCAUCAAAGGUCACCGAGGAUUUCCUGGCAAUCCAGGGGCCCCAGGAUCUCCGGGUCCUGCUGGCCAUCAAGGUGCAAUUGGUAGUCCCGGACCUGCAGGCCCCCGGGGACCCACGGGACCCAGUGGGGCUCCUGGCAAAGACGGAACAAGUGGACAUCCAGGUCCUAUUGGACCACCAGGACCUCGGGGUAACAGAGGUGAAAGAGGAUCAGAGGGCUCCCCAGGCCACCCUGGACAACCCGGCCCUCCCGGACCCCCUGGGGCCCCUGGUCCAUGCUGUGGUGGCAGCGCGGCCCUCUCUGUUGGUGGAUCAGAGAAGGCUGGCGGCUUUGGCACCUAUUAUGGAGAUGAUCCAAUGGAUUUCAAAGUCUACACCGAAGAGAUUAUGUCUUCACUGAAAUCCGUGAACGGGCAAAUAGAAAACCUCAUUAGCCCAGACGGCUCUCGUAAAAACCCGGCUCGGAACUGCAGAGACCUGAACUUCUGUCAUCCUGAGCUGAAGAGUGGAGAAUAUUGGAUUGAUCCUAACCAAGGCUGCAAGUUGGAUGCGAUCAAAGUGUUCUGUAAUAUGGAAACUGGGGAAACAUGCAUACACGCCAGUCCUUCGAAAAUUCCAAGUAAGAACUGGUGGACAGAUUCUGGUGCUGAGAAGAAAUACAUUUGGUUUGGAGAGUCUAUGAGUGGUGGUUUUCAGUUCAGCUAUGGCAAUCCUGAACUCCCUGAAGAUAUACUGGACGUCCAGCUUUCAUUCCUCCGACUUCUCUCCAGCCGGGCCUCCCAGAACAUCACAUAUCACUGCAAGAAUAGCAUCGCUUACAUGGACCAUGCCAGUGGGAACGUAAAGAAAGCCCUGAAGCUCAUGGGGUCUAAUGAGGGUGAAUUUAAGGCUGAAGGAAAUAGCAAAUUCACCUACACAGUUCUGGAGGAUGGUUGUACUAAACACACUGGGGAAUGGGGCAAGACAGUCUUCGAAUAUCGAACACGCAAGGCUAUGAGACUACCGAUUAUAGACAUUGCACCCUAUGAUAUUGGUGGCCCUGAUCAAGAGUUCGGUGCGGACGUUGGCCCUGUUUGCUUUUUAUAACUAAACUCUCUCUGAAAACCCAGCAAAAAGUUUCACACGCCAUGUGUUCCUCUUGUUCUAAUCUUGUCAACCAGUACAAGUGACCAACUAAAUUCCAGUUAUUUAUUUCCAAAUUUUGGGGAAAAAUUAUAAUUUGAGAAAUAAUGAUAUUUUUUUGCUGUUCCAUCAACUACAAUUCAAAUGUGUGUUUUUUUCUAUUUUUUUACCAACUCCCAUUUCAAAAUGUCUCAAUGGUGCUAUAAUAAAUAAACUUCAACACUCUUACAAUAACACUGUGUUACAUUAUUUGCAUCCUAGCCCACCUGCAGAGCAAUGACUACACUCACCGUAAAAACAUGACCAUUCUUUUUGACCAGUCAAGCACGAAAUUAGAAAAAAACCUCCCUGUUUCAACUACCUCAACCUGAUCAGAAGCACAGAUGAAUUCUGAGUCCUGAAGAAGAAGAAAAAAUUAUACAAGUUGGUGAAACUUAUGAAUUUCGUUGACUUGUUCCCUAAAAUAUUGGUAGGAAAAAAAGUUAGAGGUAAUGCAAGGAUCUAAAUACAUAUUUGAAAGUCGCGGUGAUUUUAAUCUUGGGCAUCAAAUGCUUUUCACGGUGCUUCUCCCUUUCCUGUCGAUUGCUCGAUAAGAUUACCAAUAUUUGGGAAAACUUUAAAGACACAUGUUAUGGUGCUAUGUAAUGUACUUUAUCUUUUAAAACUCAAGGUUUGAAUUGUUGACUUCAACUCAAAAAAAGGUGCACACAUCUGUUCAGGUCUCCUGUCAAAAAGAUUGAUUUGCAUAUCACUUCAGGAUCCUCUCCCUUCAUUUUGCAAAAGUCAGCAACAACAACAACAAAACAAAUUACAGGGCUGCCUUUGUCACAAAAACAUGGAGAAUGUGCUGACAUUUAACUUUGUAAGCUUGUAUGUGGUUGUUGAUCUUUUUUUCGUACAGACACCCAUAAUAAAAUAUCAUAAUAAAAUA
Messenger RNA from Echinops telfairi (small Madagascar hedgehog), 5449 nucleotides. RefSeq names its product collagen type III alpha 1 chain (gene COL3A1). Lineage: Eukaryota; Metazoa; Chordata; Mammalia; Afrosoricida; Tenrecidae. Gene Ontology annotation, molecular function: protein binding; extracellular matrix structural constituent. Bases 79 to 4482 code for a protein of 1467 amino acids. The record is from RefSeq and is a predicted model, not a curated record. The transcript has 51 exons.